CAGGCUGGAGCAGACGCGCAGUCCCCCGGCGGGCCGACUCUCAGGGCAGCCGCGACACCCGCACCCCGAGGGACGCGGAGCGACACCACUGUCGCUCAAGGCAGAAGCUCGAGCCGGCGCUGCCUCGGCGCCGCCAGAGGCCCGGUGGGCACUAGACACCGGCCCCAGGCGCGAGGCCUUCACCCCCCUCCCCACCCCCCCUCACCUUGCCGUCGGUGCGGGCAUAGCGGCGCCCAUGGCCCGGGUAGAUCUUGUACCCGCUGAAGCUGCACAGCUCGACCCUACGUGGGACAAAAGAGUUAGCAGAGACCGCGGCUCAGCCCGGGGGAAAGGCGCGGCCCUCCGGGCCCCUCCCCCGCGGCCGAUGGCGGCGGAUGGAGGGACGACGGCGGCGGGGAGCCGCCAUAGCGCUUACUUCAUGAUGGCAGCAGCUCCGACACGGGCGGCGGCUGGGGAGAAGAGGAAGAGAGGAUCAUGGGAAAACGCCUUCUGGAGGCCGCGCGCUGCAUGCCGGGAGGCUUCCGCCGUGCGGGGCGUCACGGGGCUGCCUCUUUCCCGCGGGGAGGGGCAGCCCUCUGGGAACGGCUUGGUAGUUAACUGGUCGGGUCAAGGAUUGCAAAAACUGGGUCCAACCUUACCCUGUGAUGCUGAUACUCACGCUCUGAUUCUGGACAAAAACCAGAUAAUUAAAUUGGAACACCUGGAAAAAUGCAGGAACCUGAUGCAGCUGUCUGUAGCCAACAAUCGUUUGGUACGAAUGAUGGGUGUAGCAAAACUGACUAAGCUCCGGGUACUAAAUUUGCCUCAUAACAGUAUUGGGUAUGUGGAAGGGCUGAAGGAUCUGGUGCACCUGGAAUGGCUGAACUUGGCAGGAAAUAACCUGAAGGCCAUCGAACAAAUCAAUUCCUGUCUAUCCCUUCAGCAUCUUGAUUUGUCAGACAAUAACAUAUCUCAGUUAGGAGAUCUCUCCAAGCUUAUCUCUCUAAAGACUCUAUUGCUACAUGGAAAUAUUAUAACCUCACUUCGUACUGCCCCUGUUUGCCUACCUCAGAAUCUGACAGUUUUUUCUUUGGCAGAAAAUGAAAUCAGAGACUUAAAUGAGGUUUCUUUCCUGGCUUCUCUUCCUCAACUGGAACAGUUGUCGAUUAUGAACAAUCCUUGUGUGAUGGCCACACCUUCUAUCCCUGGCUUUGACUAUAGGCCAUUUAUUGUCAGCUGGUGUCUGAACCUUAAAGUUCUUGAUGGAUAUGUGAUUUCUCAGAAGGAAAGUCUGAAGGCAGAAUGGCUCUACAGUCAAGGUAAAGGAAGAUCAUAUCGACCUGGACAGCAUGUUCAGUUAGUCCAGUACUUGGCUACUGUUUGUCCUCUUAUAUCUACAUACGGUCUUCAGACUGAAGAGGAUGCCAAACUGGAAAAAAUAUUGAGUAAGCAAAGGCUCCACCAAAGGCAGCUGAUGCAUCAAAGCCAAAACGAAGGACCAUCUACAUCUUCCACUCCCAGCAAAGCACUGCCAGUUACUUAUGAACACGGCAGUCCAGCCCAACAACCACAGAUAGUUCUUGAAAGUGAACCUGUCAUCCAGAAGAAUUCUUGGGUUGGACCAAGUGCAAAUGAUGAUCAUUCCUAUGCAGUAAAGAACACUUUUCCUCUUGAAAGAAGUUGUUGCAAGGAGCUAUACCUUGAAGAUAUACAGACUGAUGAGGACAAACUAAACAGCAGCCUUCUAUCUUCAGAGUCUACUUUUAUGCCAGUUGCUUCAGGAUUGUCUCCAGUGUCUCCUACUACAGACCUGAGGCUACAUGGAAUCAGUUUGGACCUGGAAGAAGAUGGUGAUACAGUGAUUGAAUCUGUGAAAGAUGUUAAUAGGGAGGAACAAGCUAACAAGCAACAAGAAGCUGCUUGGCUUACACGAGAGCACUCCAACAAAGCAGCGGAAAGUGUGGAAACUCAUGAGACUAUUAAAGAGAGUAAGCUGUUGCCGUCUUCUGAUCCAAUAACAGCUAACCCGACUGCUAAUACUAGCAACAGUUCAGCAUCUUCUGAAGAUCACAUUCUGCGUUGCCACCCCAGCACAUCACUAGGUGUUGAGUCAAUAGUUACAACUCUUUGUCCUGACCCUGUGGCAGGAGAAAAUUCUGAUUUGUUAGCUGCUGUUAAUCGAGGUGCAGAUGAACUACAACAAAUGACUAAAGCAGCUACAAAGCUUCAAGCCUGCUGGAGAGGAUUCUACACGAGGAACUACCAUCCGCGAGCCAAGGAAGUGCGGUACGAAAUUCGACUAAGCAGAAUGCAGGAGCACAUCCUUUGCUUAACUGAAGAAAUACAAAAACUAAGAAAAGAAAGAGAAGAAGAUAAGAUUCAAAGGCUUGUGCAGGAGGAGGCAGUCAGAUUUCUUUGGAACCAGGUUAAAUCCCUUCAACAAUGGCAGAUUUCAGUGACCCAAAAUUUAGGUACUGCUUGGCAACCUGUGGUCCCUUCAGCCAAUGCUUUUUGUCCCUCUGAACCAUCUAUUCAGUCGUCCACACUUCAGCAAGAAACCUCACCAGAUGUUAGUUCUGCUUGGUUAAUUCCAGCUAGUGAUCCUCCUCAGGAAAAAUCCUUACUUCAGUUCCCAGAUUCUGGCUUUCAUUCGUCCGUGGAUAAUCAGACUCAUGCCAGUGACUUGUGUAGCUCUGAAAAGAGUUUUACAGAAGGAGCUGAAAGCUCUCUUUCUAUGGAAACAGUCAAACAGUGUGGCAAUUCUGUUUCAGAGUGUCCUUCCGAUGCAGAGGAUGGCCAGGGGGAACAUGGGAAAAGUAAAGAGAGCUCUAAUAGCGAACAGGACAACAGUCUUCUACAACAAUAUUUGAAAUCUGUUCAGCAGCUGGAAGAGGCUGAUGACGGGACAAAAUGUGAUGAUGGAACAGAGGAUAGUGACCCACAGAUUGCUAUUUCAGCAGAAAACCAAGAUUUGUCAUCUGAUGCUGUCUCUGUAGAUGUCCCUGAAGGCACAUCUUCCCCUGCACGAGGCGAAAUCAGUCAGACACCAGAAAGCUGCAAACUGAAUUCGGGAAUGGUAGAAGGGAAGCAAACAGACUGUGAUUCUUCGUUUCAGAUGCUGCAUGUUGGCAUAGCUGUAUAGUAAACUCAGUUCCAUGAAGGACAAGGGAUUCCAUUUCAUUUUACUUUCUUUUUCUUUUCCCCAUUUAUACAAAACUUGCAUUUUUCAUGUGUGCUGUUUUGGAUUUUAGACUUCUGUUACCAAUUUAUGUUUUAAUUAGCAUUUUACUAAUCUUGCUGAAGACUGACACUAACUAUGGUAACCUCAAAUCAGCAAAGUUCUUAGUGGUGGUCAUGGUGCGCUUUAUUUUUGCAUAUCUAAAUGAUAUAUUAAUAACUGGGUUCCAUGAAAUAAAUUCUGAAGAUUGUGGGGAUAUUUGUGACUGUGUUAGUAAAUCUUUGAUUUUUUUUUUCUAAAAAGCAGAUGAGUUCUUACUCUGCAAAAAGAAGGAAACAAUAUGUAACUGAGCCAAUAUAGACAGUCUGUGCAUGUAUGGAUAUAACCUGAGGAGAAAGAUGAAAGCAGUUGCCUUUUAGACUUUUUGUUGACUUUAACAAGAGCAAUUUUAUCAGUGUUUCAAAGAUGGGUUUCCUCAAGGCAGUGUUCCAAAUCAGUGACUUUUUUUUGUCCUUUAGCUGAAGUUGCUGGCAAGGAAUUAGGUUAUUUACAGAGGCACUGAAACAGGGACUUAAGGGAGUCAAACCCUAAGGAACUUUAAACAAAUUUUGGCCUUUGUUUCCCCUGGGGUUUAAAUUUCCUGUUCUUUCUCAGGUAAGACUCAAAAUGGAACCAGUAGCAGGCUUUAUUAAAUAAGAGUUUCAAAAGGACAUGUGAGCUGGGAACAUAGUUUUCAAGACCGCACUGCUGGGUUACAGUAGCAGACUUAGUGACAUGUAUUUGGCCUCCAGGAGGAUGCCACUGUCAUCUUGGGACUGGGAUCUGCAUGGCUUCUAAGACAUCAGUGUGUUUGACGGAUCACAACUCCUUCUAUCUUCAGGUAUAAACAUUAAAAGGAAAUGUCAUGAGUUAAAACUAUUCCUUGCCAUCUCUGUUGGUUUUUUGUUUGUUUUUCUUUUUCUCCAUAUGUUCACUGUUUGACAUUCUGAUUAGAUGUAGAUUAAAAAGCUGUGUCUCUUGUCUGUUGGUGAACGUGCUAAGUCAACCAGGCUAUGCUUUCCACUUAAACUCUAGGCAAGUAAUAGGGUUUGUAUUUUGCUUAGCCAUUGCUAUAUUCUUUUUAUUAAAAAUGAUCAGUUAUCUUAGUAUACCACAAAAGUGGCAAGGGAAAUCUGUUCUGCCAUGUGAUUGGUAAUGGACAUAAAAAUUAACUGACCCACAGAAGUCAUGACCUCAAGUUUGCUAAUACUGCAUUUUGCAAUGUGAAAGACCAGUGCCUCAACAGCUUGCUUGUAUUAAUUCCUCUGAGGUCAACAGUGUCAAUCAUAGGAAUGCAGGUAUGAAGGAUCAUAUCCUAACUCUCUGAAUCCACAGAUUUUAACUUUUGGUGCUACUGCUUCAUUGAAAUCAACUCGUGCUUUUUUAAAGCAACUCUUCUGACCAUGUUACCAUAUAAAAUUGUUUAAUUUUUGUAAAUGCCUUGGUUACCUGUCUGUUUUAGGUUCGGAGCUGAAAUUCACCCCUACUCAAAAGUCUGGCAUGAGGCCAUUGUAAUGAGUCCUCAGAAAUAGCCUUCUUUGAGAACAUAAGUGGACUUUGGAUUGGACUUUCACCAGCGAUCUGGCCAGUGGUGAAGUUCACUCUGAAAGAAUAUAGCUUACCUUUGUAGAUACAGUAGCCAUCCUCGCUUUUUCUGAAAGUUCAAGGAGAUUAACUUCUCAGGAGAGUUGUUAAAGCAGUCAAGCUGGCAUUUGACUGUGGUUAGCACAGAUGAGAGCAUUUAAAAAAAAAUUGAAGUGGUAGAUUUUUAAUGCGCUGUCUUUCCAACCCAGCCUAGUUUACAGUGUAUUUGUGGUGUAACAGUAUUCUUAAUUAGAUUUUAGGGCAUGAUUGUGCAGUGCUCUGUAGAUACCCAAAUAAGCUUGGGUAUUGGAAGUGGUACGGUUGCAUUAAGGUAUCACACCAUAUAAUUAGCUGUUCAGAGAAGUGUGUAGGCUUCAUGGAUGUGCCCUUGUCCUCUGAAGGAGAUCGAAGUUCUCAACUUUCAUUUAAAUUACUCUUGGAACACACUCUUGGAGAUCUCUGCAAUUUACAGGAUUUGGCUCUUUGACUGUCAGUCUGUUAUAAUAAUCUCAUGUGAUGCUUUAAAGAGCCUUUCUUUGGUUUAUUGAGAGAGAAAUUAUUUCUGUCUGUGAGACAGUUGUUGGAUCAGACUCUGGAGGCAGUGGUUGGGUACAAGGAACAAUGAGUUCUCUCUCUAGUGGCAGAGUGCUGGAUUAGCAUGUGUAAGACCAGGAGAAAUUAGACUGCUAUCUGGAUAAAAAUAUCACUUACUGAAGACACUGAGGCACUACAAAUAUUUUGUUAUUUUACAUUAGUGCCUCUUUUGCUGCAAAAUUAGAUAGAGGAGAAAUAAUUUCAAUUUUGGAGGUGUCAAAGGGUGAUAAUUUGAAAGUAAUUUUUCAUGGAAGCCCGCAAAGUUUCUUGACAUUUUCUCUGUUCAUAGGGCUUACAAACACAAAUGCAUGAAGAUUGACUUUAAAUAAUGCCUGGAUCAGCUGUUGGCUUUUCUAACUUGUAAUGUAGUAUAUCCAAAAUUGAUUUUGUGAAGAUACAGAAGAAAGUGUGCCAACAUAUACUCAGCUUUAUCUUACCACUUUUUGGGAAGCUUUGAAAUAUGAAAGUUAAUUUUCUGAUAUUGUGAAAUGUAUCUUGCAUGUGUAGAAGAUCAGUUGCCUAAAUAUAGCAUAUAGAAAUCAUAUAGAAAUGUAAAGUUUUUGAUUGGUUUUUACAGGGUUAAAAGUAAUUAGUUUGUACAUACACAAAAUAUUUUUGUCUCAACCAUUAAAAAUAUAUGCAGGGAAAGAGAUAAGGUAUACAUUCAAAAACCAUGGAAUUAAAUUUGAUGUGUACUUAAAAUAUGGCUUCUUUCAGUCCACAUGGAGCUCUCAAAGAAUCACUUUACAGAAGUAUCAUAGUUUAAUUUGUGGUUUAAUGUUUAUUCUUGUUUGUCUGAAUAAGACUUUUCUUUAGGUAAUAUUUUUCCUUGGUUAUUUAUACAUAACUCCUUUUGGAGUUGAUGGAAAUUUCAUAAAGGAAUCAGAAGGCCUAACAUAUGAAAAUCUAUGUUUGUAAUUUUCCUGUUAUAGAAUGUCUUCAGUACUUCCCUUUUGCAAAGCUUUAUAUUCAACAGAAGAACGUGCUUACUGUUAAUGGUUAUUUGUCAGGCAAUGUUGUCAGCUCUGCCACUAGUACGGUUUAAAUGCUUUCUUAUUUGCUUCAGUAAAAUUAGCCAAAUUUACAUCAAUAGCUCAGAUUAUCUAAACUGGUAAGCCAGCACAACUGUGUCCAGAGUGAAGUAGUUGGCAUAUGUACAGCUUUGUGAGCUAGUCUGGCAGAAAUGACUCCUUGACCUGUUCUGAAGGUGGGGACAAAGGGGAAGAGAGAGGUGGAUUUAUGGGUUUUUUGUUGUUGUUGUUGUUUGGGGGUUUUUAGGUUUAGUCUUUAUUGAUGAUGAUAUCAACUCUGCUAUUUCUUUUUUUUUUUUUCCUCACAAUUGUGUUAUGGUUUACAGAUGUCUUGCUCUUCCAUGUAAUCAAGCAUGCAGAUUUUCUACUGUAUGUAAUAAUUGAUGGACACCAUUGAGAUAAUAGUUUGAAAAAAAAAGACUAUCAUGAAAGAAAACCUGUCAGCAUUUUAUAUUUCCAAGUUGUUGGGUUUUUUAGGGUGGUAGGAGGAUAAUGAGUCCUCCAUAUGUUAGAUAACUUCUUCCUUUCAGAAGAAAAAAACCACAAGAAAAUGCCUCAUUAAUGAAAAUAGGUAAAUUUAUUUUUCUGCCUUCUUCUGUGAAAUGUGUUUAAUGGUCACAACUCUCUGUUCUUCAUACCUAAAACUGUCAUUUAAAUGACUGGGAGAUUUAGCUGCUCAAUGAAUGCAACAAUCCUAACAUAUUACCGUGGUGACUAUGCUGUGUGGUGCUAUUUUAUGAACAAAGUAAGCAUGUGUUGCAUGGAUGGGAAUUAUGAAAGGUAUAGAACAUUGGCCUAAGUCUGCUUUUGUUUCCUUAAAGGAAGCAAAGCCCUAGUUAAGUGCUUAUGAACUGACUAUCUAAAUUGAGAUUUUAUCAUAUUUACAUCUUCAAAAGUGUUCUUACUAUCACAGAGCAAGAAGGCAUUAAGACUGCAAAUUUGAUUUUGUUACUUCUAAAAUCAAAUAGCUUUCAGCAAAUAUUUGUGAAAGUCCUUGCUAAACUAAAUUGUGGAAGUCUAAUAGUUUUAUUUACAGUUAAGUUCCUUAAAUAAACAACCCUAAACCCUACCGCAUGCAUGCAACAGCUUAAAUAAUGCACUUAGGAACCAGUCUGUCUAUAUAUAAAAAAUCAGUUUGUGUGGUUUUUUUAUAUUGUUAUUUCCUGGAUAAUGUUGUAUGUCAUUGAGCUUGCAAGUUGUUCCUGAUUUUUAUGAAUUUGUAUAUAUUGUCUGAAGAACUCCAAGUUUUAUUUCUAAUUGUAGCAGGUUGUUUGAGGAGCUAAAAUGGAAGAUACAUUACUCCGAGAUGACUUAGGUAUAUUUUACCGGACUUGAAGUUACAGUGUGUCUCACACAGAUGACACAUUUUCCUGAGAGGAUAGAAUUGUAGCAUGUAGUGGAGACUCACUGAAUGACAAUAAAAUGUAAAUUGGUCAGUUUUCCUGCUUUUAACUAGUGGAAAAGAGACUCUCUUUCUUGUUACAUUAACUUUCCUUUUUUUUUCUUUUUUCCCCCUGAGGACUGUGCCACCCAAAUAAAUGAACAUCAAGUUCUGUUGAAAUCUGUCAAAAAGUCUUCUUUUGUAGUUACAGGUUAUUUUCCCAGUGUGGCUUUCCAGGACAAGUUAUUGCAAAAAAAAAAAAGCACUUGUUUUCUAGGUGCCUGCCUUGAUAGUCAGGACUUUUUGUGUCUAUUUUUAAAUGCUUUGUUCUGAUAAUAGAAAAGCACAGGAGCCUUUACUUGGAAAACCAUGAAACAGUAUUUAUCAGGAAAGGUGCUUUACCUCUUGGAAAGUGCCAUGUCAGGUUUUAUUGUAUAAACUAAGAGCUCUUGAUAAGAAACUUCUUUUACAGCUUCAUUGCAUUUAUAAAUACAUGGACCAAAUUCACUCGUAGUGUAAUUCUACUGAACUAAAUUUUGUUGAAUCUUUCACAGUAGUAUUCUACCUCUAAACUAGAAUCGGAAAAAAGAACAAUUAGGCCUUGAUUUGUCUUUCUACUUCUGUUUUCUUUGAAGAAUGGUGGGUGGUUAAAUUGGUACAGUUCGUAUAUUUUCUAUGAUUGUUUACACUUCUGAAUUUGUUUCUUAAAUAUUUUGUUUGUACCUCUGAGUUUUGAAUUUUAAAUAAAUUAUUUGUACAUUUAUUGAAAAUGUUAA
This is a messenger RNA of Dromaius novaehollandiae (emu), 8562 nucleotides long. RefSeq names its product centrosomal protein 97 (gene CEP97). The transcript is spliced from 11 exons. Gene Ontology annotation, molecular function: protein binding. Lineage: Eukaryota; Metazoa; Chordata; Aves; Casuariiformes; Dromaiidae. The record is from RefSeq and is a predicted model, not a curated record. The coding region runs from base 236 to 3121 and encodes 961 amino acids.